UUGUCGCGCCGCUCUUUCGCCGUUACUUCGAUUUGAGACGUUGAUCGCGUUGAUUGUAAAAAUGGUUGAUCAGAACGAAAUUUCUAGAAGAUUAUUGGGCGUGAUGCAGAAGACUGGAUAUCCUAUCGUCCAACACAACGGGCAGAGGAAGUUCGGUCCGCCUCCAGACUGGACUGGUCCUCCACCACCAAAGGGCUGCGAAGUCUUUGUCGGCAAGCUUCCGAGGGACAUCUUCGAAGACGAGCUCAUCCCGAUAUUCUCAUCAGUUGGCAAGAUCUACGAGCUGCGUCUGAUGAUGGACUUCUCCGGCUCCAACAGGGGCUACGCCUUCGUCACAUACUCCACGAAAGCAGAUGCCACCGCUGCAGUUCACGAGCUGAACAACUACGAGAUAAAGCCUCGGAAGCACAUAGGGGUGGUGAAGUCCGUGGACAAUUGCCGCCUUUUCAUCGGGAACCUUCCGAAGAACAAAACCAAGGAGGAAGUGUUUGAAGAGCUGUCGAAUCGGGUCUCCGGUAUCGUGGACGUGAUUAUUUACAAGAAUUGUUUCGAUCGGCGGCAAAAUAGGGGAUUCGCUUUUGUGGAGUUCACGUCGCAUAGGGCGGCAGCAAUGGCUCGUCGCGCGCUGGUGCCGGGCUGCGUGAAGCUGUGGGACCGCGAGGUGCAGGUGGACUGGGCUGAACCAGAGCCAGAUAUUGACGACGAACAGAUGAGACUUGUGAAAGUCUUGUAUGUACGUAAUUUUGAAAUUCGGACAUUACCAGACACAAUAAAAGCUAUAUUCGAAACUGCGAUAAAUAAUAAAGUCGAAAGGGUAAAGAAAAUAUACGACUAUGCCUUUGUACAUUUCUAUGAGCGCGAACACGCAGAGCUUGCUAUGGCGAAAUUGCAAAAUGCGGAGAUAGACGGAAGUAAUAUUGAGAUACGUUGGGCCAAACCGGUCGAUCGCGAUUUGUACCGUAUACAGAAGCUAGGGAGAGGCAAUGCGAAGUUUAAUAAUAAUCUGGACUUGUCUCAAACUUUGAUGCUUUAUAAACAGCACUUGCAGAAAAAGGAAUACGCUAGCAGCCCUAAUGACGAAGGCAUCGGGUCGGCUUGCGCUGUGGAAUCUCCAUGUUGCUCGCCCAUUGAGUACAAGCCGGCUAGUCAGACCGAUAGCUACACAAUGGCUCCAGCUAAGCUUGAUUCCAUGUGUAAAAGGUACUCGUGGGUGUCACCACUGUACAAAUACCAUAAAUAUGUAGAUCCUACUGGCGAUGACUUGUGGGUCGGUAGUGUGGAGUUGCCGCAUGUUGGCCAGCCGCUGCUGAACCCACCACGGAUGAUGGGGCCACUGAUCACCAGGCCGUGCUUCUCGGUACAACAAGCUCAUGUUGAGGCUGCUGAAAUAGCGCUACAUUCACUUAAGAUGCUUCGAGCCAACCUCAUACAGCGGUCCACACAAGUUUCUACACAGAUGUACCAGGCUGUAGUCCCCACAGUGCCCAGUUGCAUCAGUGUACCCUGCGACUAUAUUAUGAAUCCCCAUCUAGUCGCUAGGCCUCCACCAACCCUACCUGUCUCCAUCCCACCUAUGUGGUAGAUUUAAGCAGACAAAUUUAAUCUUUAUUGUUGAGCCAAUAAAAAUUAAUUUCCUUUAAGUUACCUUAAGAAAUAAUUAUAACCGAAAUAUAAUCUUAUUCUUGAAGAAAUAAGGUUGUAUUUUGUUUAAAAAGCUAAAGUGUAAGCUAUUCAAUUUGAUACAAUUGUGAAAAUUGUAAUAUUGUUACUGGCAACACUGAGCAAUUUAGUUGAUUCUUUUGUGACAAUUUUUUGUUGACUAAAAAAUCCUUUCUUGACUAGAACUAGAAUAGUAUUUUGACUUAAUUGUUUAGAUUUUAUAAGGCGUUAUUUACUUGAGUAAAGCUGUCCACAAUGCUUCCUUGUGUUUAUAAUUGUAUAUUCAGAGAGAACGCAUUGUUAAAUCUAGCGGUAUGUGACUGUAACUUUUUUGACAAUAAACUUUUGAUAACAUA
Messenger RNA from Colias croceus (clouded yellow), 2015 nucleotides. Its product is annotated as probable RNA-binding protein 46. Gene Ontology annotation, molecular function: mRNA binding. The record is from RefSeq and is a predicted model, not a curated record. The transcript is spliced from 4 exons. Gene Ontology annotation, cellular component: nucleus. The coding region runs from base 62 to 1582 and encodes 506 amino acids. Lineage: Eukaryota; Metazoa; Arthropoda; Insecta; Lepidoptera; Pieridae.